This is a messenger RNA of Hyposmocoma kahamanoa, 1872 nucleotides long. RefSeq names its product tetratricopeptide repeat protein 25-like. The coding region runs from base 1 to 1794 and encodes 597 amino acids. The transcript has a single exon. The record is from RefSeq and is a predicted model, not a curated record. NCBI's taxonomy places the organism in Eukaryota, Metazoa, Arthropoda, Insecta, Lepidoptera, Cosmopterigidae. Gene Ontology annotation, molecular function: protein binding.
AUGGAGCCACAACCAAUAUAUGCAGCACCGAUCGUUUACCGGGAGCGAGGUGCCUUCCUCAGACGUAUUGAGAAGUUAAAUAAAGCAAAGGUGUCCUACGAUACAGCAUACAGCUAUAAACAGGACGAUGUACGGAUGUUGACCGGACGCAGCCAAGUGUGUAUCGACGCCGUGCAACCCAUUCAGGCGUACGAAGAUGCCGAGCUUGCGUUGAAAUUGGAGCCACAAAAUAUGACUGCGUGCAUUAUGCGGGCACGCGCCUUAUACACUAUGUUGGAGUUCGAGCGAUCCCUAGUCAUGCACUACCGCGGAGCGCGGCGGAGACGGCUGCCUCGUUACUUCUCGGAGGGCAUUGGUCAGGGCAUCGAAACCAUUCAGAAUUCUAUUGGGAAAAAUACGGGGAAUGUAAUGAUAAAUUUCCUAGAUCUUAUCAAACGAAAUCAAUCUGCCUAUAUUGACGAAAACCAACCGGAAAAGUUGCUCCACAUUUCUCGCAUUCCACAUUUGGAAACUAAAGCUAAAUUAACUCAGUUGGAAGCCAGAAAACAAGUCAUUUUGUCGCGAGUUAUGGCUAUGAAAUAUCUUGGACGAAUGGCCUGGGACAAAUUUUUUCUACAAGAAUUAUCUUCUGCUACUUUUCAAUCAAAAUCAUUAAAAUCAGCAAAUGCAAAAGGUAGCCAAGAUUUAAACGAACUUGUUAAUAAAACGCUUCAAAUGUUGUCCGAGCGUCAAGAAAUGCUCAGAGUGCAACGUCCAUACUACGCAAUAGUACAAGCUGAGAAUUCUGUAUCUCGCUAUCAGACUAUGUUCAGAAAACAAUUACUAAAUAACGAAAGAAAGGCUGGGACACACACUGCCAAUCUAUAUUUAAAACAAAUGUUAUCGUGCUUCAUUCACAAUAAAAUUAUGGAUUUAAACGCAAAAGCAGAACGUAUGCAAAUAUUUCUUGAUAGCAAAACUCCUCGCACUCUUCCCAACAAGGAAUAUUACACGGAUAAAUUAUAUACACUUGUAGGAAAAGCCUAUCUUUCACAAUACAGACUCUCGUACGAACUCCCAGAUAAUGGAAAUCGACGACGUGUAGCAUUUCUUCUGGGCCUUCCCGUUAGUCGACCAAUUUCUUAUGACUCGGUUAUUUACAACUACCCCCAUAAACGUGUCGACCUGCAGGAGACACUAAGUAAGAUGAUGAAUACUUUAGAAACUUGUGAAAAUUCUCUUAGAAAGUGUUGGUUAACGUGCAAUAUAGCUCGGAUUCUCACCGCACAAAAAAAUUAUUCCCUUUCUAAGUAUUACGCUAAAUUAUGUCAAGAUGAGGCAACGCAGAUUGAAAAUGUGGUUUGGUGGUUAAACGGAUGUUUCAUUAUGUUAAGUGGUGAUAUGCAACAAGGUAAUGCUAGUGAGGUCCGUGCUAAAGUAGAAGAGGCAUACCACUGGGCUAAGCUGUUGAAAAAUUCAGAAAUAGUACUAGCGUUUCUGGCCAAAUGUGCAGAGAUGGCUGCAGAACCAAUCAUUGUGGAUAAACGAAAGACGAUAUUGCAACGUGAGACCGGAAUACUAAAAAUGAUUGAUAGUAGUCUGCGUCUGGAAACCGAAGUAUUGUUCAAGCGUAUAUCAAUGGUACCGAGUCGGAGACGAUUAUCGGUGCUACCCUGCAAAUCCAAACUCAGCGAAGACAAGACAGCGAGACAGAAGCGACGUCAACGCGGACUCUCUAUAGUUCCUGGUAAUGAACAAGUUUUGUCCCGUCCACAAGUUUCUAAAGUUAUGGGUUUUCAAGUAUUCGAUAUUUAAAGCUGGUAGAGGUUUUAAACUUCUAUAAAAAUAUAAAACUGUACAAACUUUGUUCCGUAUUCUGUGGUCUUGAUUAAA